GCCGCCCGGUUCACUAACAGUGGCUGUGUGCGACCUCUCUGCCGACAACAAUCGCGUGCGUCCAUCUGUGUUGACGCCGCCCGGACACACCGUUGCAUUGUUCCGUCGUCACAUGGCGGCAUCCGUCCUUUCUGCAAUUUUCCACUAACGCUGGAGCUGAAAUGACAACUUGGCUAGUAAUUCUGCUGGCGACAUGCUGUACUCUAGUCACUGGGUGCCAGUUCUCGCCGGCGGGCGAGUACCUGCGCUUCGUGCGGCUGCCGGAGAACGUGCCGGUGGGCGGGGAGGUGCUACAGGUCGAGGUGCACCCAAGGCACGGCCUCUCGCUGCAGCCCAUAGACAAGGCGGAGGACGCGACGUUCUUCGAGGUCCGAGAGCUGAGCAGCCAGCUGGUGUCGGUGGCGCUGGCGCGCUCGCUGGAGGACCUGGUGGACGGCGACAGCCCGCAGAACGUGCUCAAGUUCCGCCUCGUCUGCGACUACCAGGACGGCGACGACACGAUUUCUUCAUUCCUGUCCGUGACGGUGUACGUAGAGGAUGUGAACGACCACAGUCCUGUGUUCGUGAAUGCGCCGUACCAUGUCACUGUCGAUGAACUUACGCCCGUAGGCGCGACGCUGUUCCGCGACGUGCGCGCGACAGACGGCGACAAGCCCAACACGGCCAACUCGGAGGUGGCGCUGAGCAUCGCGGCGGGCGACGAGCGCGGCCGCUUCUCGCUGGAGGCGGGAUCCGGGCCCCGGGCGGCGCUCGUGCUGCGCCGGCCGCUGGACUACGACGCCGGCGACGUCGAGUUCGACCUGACGCUGCUGGCCACGGACCGCGGCACGCCAGCGCGAAACUCAACCACACAGCUGGUGGUGUCCGUUGUUGACAACGAUGAUCUGCCGCCCAAGUUCACCAGGGACGUCUACCGCACGCAGAUCAACGAGUCUUACCCCAUCACUGGCGCGCGCAUCCACCAGGAGCUGCGCUUCUCGCCGCCGAUCCAGGCGUACGACCAGGACGCGUCGCUGAACGCGCCGCUGCGCUACGACAUCGUGUCGGGCAACGAGCAGCGGCUCUUCCUGCUGGAUGCGCAGAACGGCUCGCUGUUCCUGGAGCGCGAGCUGGACCGCGAACGCCACAGCGGCGUGCUCGUGCUGCAGCUGCAGGCCUCGCAGGCCGACCGGCCGCUACGCGUCGCGCACGCGCGCGCAGAAGUCGUCCUGCUCGACCUCAACGACAACCUGCCCGAGUUCGAGGUCGACGCCUACAAUAUCAGCAUCGUCGAGAACCUGCCCAACGGCUUCAGCGUGCUGCAGGUCGCCGCCACCGACAGGGACCAGGGCGAGAACGCAGAGUUCUGGUUCGAGCUGGAGGACCCGGAGCAGGCGUUCUCGGUGGAGGCGGACUCUGGCUGGCUGACGGUGCGCGACCAGAGCAAGCUGGACCGCGAGGCGCGGCCGUCGCUGCACAUGUCGGUGGUGGCGCGCGAGAAGACCCCCAGCGUCGCCGGCCCUGCCGCCGCCGCCAGCCGCGUCGCAGUCGAGGUGACGCUGCUCGACGCCAACGACAACAACCCAGCCUUCCAGCCGGACAACCUCUACUCCUUCUCCGUGCGCGAGGAUGCCGCACCCGGGACCGUCAUCGGAAAGGUGUGGGCGACGGACGUGGACCUGGGCCGCAACGGGCAGGUGGUGUACGCCGUGCAGGCGGCCGGCGGCGCCAACGGCAGCGGCGGCGGCGGCGGCGGCGGCGGCGCGGCGCCCGCCUUCACGGUGGACGCGCAGAGCGGCGAGGUGGCCGUGGCCGCGGGCGCGCGCCUCUCCGUGGGCCGGCACGCGCUAUUCGUGGAGGCCUCCGACCAGCCGGAGAACCCCAGCGAGCGGCGCUUCAGCAUCGCCGUCGUCUCCGUGGACGUGCUGCCUGUCGGCCGCGCAGGGACGGAGAGCAGCACGGAGCCGGACUUCGUGGGCGCGCCGUACGAGUUCUGGGUGGGCAGCACGGUCCCGGUGGGGACCAGCGUGGGUCAGCUGCGCACCAACGCCGCCGUCGACGCCCGCUCCGCCGUCUUCGACCUGCUGCACAGCUUCCACCAGGGCGUGCCCUUCGCGGUGGAGGAGCGGUCGGGAGUGAUCACCGUGGUGGACGAGAUCGGCAAGUACGCGCCCACGCUGUACGACUUCGAGGCGGUGGUGGCGGCCGACCCGGACGUGGCGCUCGUCACCAACGUCACCAUACACGUCGUCAAGCUGGACGGGGCGCAGCCGCAGGACAUCAAGCGGGAAGUGGAGCUGCACGUACUGGAGAACCAGCCGGCGUCGGUGGUAGGGCGGCUGCCGCCCCCGGCGCAGGAGGCCGUACUGGGGGCGGAGGUGCGCUACACGCUGGCCAACGGGCACGAGGAGGCGGCGCGCAGCCUGGCCGUGGGGGCCGACGGCUCGCUGCUGGCGCAGAGGCCGCUGGACCGCGAACGGCAGGACGUCUUCCACCUGACCGCGCUCGCCGAGACCUCCAGGGGCAUCGCUGCCGUCUACCAGGUGACGGUGUUCGUGGACGACGAGAACGACAACGCGCCGGCGUUCGAGCACGCUCGGUACGAGGGCGCCGUGCGCGAGGACGCGGCGCCGGGCGCCGAGGUGCGGCUGCAGCCACGGGCGGUGCGCGCCAGCGACGCCGACGCCGGCAGCCACGCCGCCUUCGCGCUGAGCCUGCGCGGCGACGGCAGCCACCUGUUCCGCCUGGACGCCGCCACCGGCCGUCUCUACCUGCGCGCGCCGCUCGACCGAGAGCAGGCCGACCACUACAACCUCAGCGUCGUCGCCAAGGACACCGGCAACUUGAGUUCGGAAGCGAAGCUGACGGUGAGCGUGACGGACGUGAACGACAACGCCCCGCGCUUCGUGCAGCUGGUGGUGCUGCACGGGGAGCCGCGCCGCAGCGAGGUGCGCAACCUGAGCGGGUCGGCGCGGACGCCGCUGGAAGUGACGGUGGAGGAGACGGCGCCGCCGUCGGCGCCGCUGCUGCGGCUGGUCGCCACGGACCGCGACGCGGGCGACAACGCCAGCGUGUCGUACAGCCUGGCGGCAGAGGUGCUGACCGCCGGGCCGCGCUCGCCCUGGUCCGUGCCGCACUACCGCUCCGUCGCCGAGAGCCUCAACUCCAGCGACGCCUUCCUGGAGCUGGACGCUUCCGCGGACGGCGGCGGCUGGGCGCGCACCCAGUACCGCACCAGCCGCGACGACAGUCGCGCGCGCUGGACCGUCACGCGCUUCGUGGGCGACGGUGACGGCGACGUGGACGUGGACGCCGACGACGCCUGGCUGACGGCGUCGCGGCGCCGUCCAGAGUGGGCGCAGCCGCCCGCCUCGGGGCCGGCGGACAACGCCACCGGCUACUUCUUCGCCGUGCACCGCACCAGGGGCGAGAUACGGCCUCUGCGUCGCCUGCCAGCCGAGAGCACGUUCGUCCUCCAGGUGGUGGCUACGGACGGGCCCGGGCUGUCGGACACGCUGGAGCUGCGCAUCCGCGUGGCGGACGUGAACGACCACGCGCCGCAGUUCGAGCGGCCGUGGUACCGCUUCGAGGUGGCCGAGUGGAACUCGUCUGCGGAGCGCGAGGUGGGGCGGGUGCGCGCGCGCGACCUGGACCACGGCGACAACGCGCGCCUCGCCUACCACCUGCUGCCCGGCGGCGGCCAACGCGGCCAGGAGCUGGCUCUGCCCUUCCGGCUGGGCGCCGACGACGGCGUGCUGACCGCGACGCGGCCGCUGGACCGCGAGCAGCGCGAGGUGUACGCCUUCAAGGUGCGCGCCGUCGACCUGGCGCCGCCGCCGCUCCGACGCUCCGCCACCGUCGACGUCCAGGUGGUGGUGUUGGACGUGAACGACAACGCGCCCGCGUUCGAGAGCUUCUCGGCCAUCGAGACGGACGCGUCGGGGCGGCCGCUGCCCGUGUACCGCGCCUCGGUGCCCGAGUCGGCGGCCGCGGGGCAGGAGGUGCUGCGGCUGGCCGCCAGGGACCCGGACGCGGGCCGCAACGCGCUGCUGCUCUUCUCGCUGCUGGACGCCGCCCCCACGCCGCCUCCCGGCGCGCGCCGGCGCCCGCUGCUGCCGCCGCCCCCGCCGCCGCCCCUCGCCGUCGACCCGCGCUCCGGCGUCGUCACACUGUCCGGAGGCGGCGCCGCGCUCGACGCCGAGCGUUCACCCGUCAUCAGCGCCAGGGUCGUCGCCGCCGACCUGGGCUCGCCCAGCCUCAGCGCCACUGCCCUCAUACAGGUGGAGGUGCAGCCGGAGCCGGAAGGGCCGUCGGCGCGGCAGGCGGUGUUCUCGCCUCGGUACCUGGAGGUGUCUGUGGAGGAGAACUGCGAGACGCCGGUGGUGGUGGCUGCGCUGAACGUGUCGGCGCCGUACCGCGGCCUGCCGCUCAACCUGAGCGUGGCGCCGUCGCGGCACGCCGCCUGGUUCGCCAUCGGCCGCGACAACAGCUCGCUGCUGCUGGUGGCCAGCCCGGACCGCGAGGCCACGCCGCGCCUCGAGGCCACCGUGCGCGCCACCUACAGCCGCCGCGGCCGCCUCGUGCUGCUCUACCCGCCAGACCUCGGAGACCUGGGUCACGACGAGGCCCGCGUGGUGGUGCUGGUUCGGGACGUGAACGACAACUCGCCCCGCUUCCUGGGCAGCGGGAGACCCCUGGUGACGGCGAUCCCCACCUCCACCACCUACGGCCACCACAUACUCACUGUCAAGGCGGAGGACCCGGACGAGGGCGCGAACGGCGAGGUGCGCUACUCGCUGCUGGGAGGCGCCGGCUCGGGCCCGCAGGCGCGCUUCGCGGUGGACGCCGCCAGCGGCCGGGUGCGCGCCCUGUCCACAUUCCGCAGGGAUGCCGGGCGCGUCUUCGGCUUCGACGUCAAGGCCACCGACCGCCGCGGCGCCGACGACGGCCGCUCCACCAUCGCCAACGUGCUCGUAUACGUCUUGGAAGAUGACAAGCAAGUAAUCAUGGUCGUUGCUACGAAGCCCACAAUGGUGGAGAAGAACGUUGAGAACAUCACCACGGCCUUGUACAACGCGACGGGGCUCGACGUGCGGGUGCGCAAGCUGGAGCCGCACAUGGGCCGGGACAGCGAGAUCGUCUCAGGGACCGACUUGUACUUGUACGCUGUCGACCCCCAUAUGAACGCCGUCAUUGAUAUGGACACAUUACAAAACGUGCUGACGGCGCGCCAGGCGGACGUGCGGCGGCGGCUGGAGCGGUUCCGCGUGCUGCACGUGUCCGCGCCGCCCCCGGCGCCCGCCCACCGGCCCCCGACCCCUGCCGCUGCCGGCCGCUGGCUGUCGUCGCUGGAGGCCGUCGUGCUCGCCCUCGGGCUCAUCGUCUUCGUCGGCGCCUUCGCCACCGCCGUCUGCAUCGGCUGCGCGCGCCGCAAGAACAGGCUCAGGCGGCAGGAGGAGCUGGGCAAGGCUCUGACGUCGCCGUUCACGCUGUCUGCGGCACCGUCGGGCCCUGCGUACAACGGCGACACGACGGACACGUACGUGGACAUGCACUCGCGCCGCUCCGGCGACAGCGGGGGCGGCGGGGGCGGGCCGCUGCGGCACCAGCACCACCGCCACCAGCACCACCGCCACCACCGGCACGGGCCGGGCUGCGCCAGGGCGCACCAGGGGCUGCAGGCCAGCCUCGCCUCGCUGCACUCCAGGGACUCCGGCGUGGGCGGCUCCCACAGGCCUGCCGGCGCCGGCGGCCGCUGCAUCUGCGGCCACUCCACCAGCCACUCCUCGGACAGCAGCGGGGGCAGCUACGAGGACUCGCUGAAGGGUGCGCAGCUGCGCCGCGGCCACGCGCCGUCGCGCCGCCAGCGCCAGCGGCACAGCUCCGCCUCGGCCGCCAGCUCCCUGGGCGCCGCCCCCGCCGCCCCCGCGCCGCCCCCGCCCGGCCUGCCGCCGGCGUCGGGCCGCGCGUCGCCUUGCGCCACGCUAGGCCGCCGGCCCAGCCACCGCGACGCGGGCUCCGUGCGCUAGCGGCGGCGUCGCGCUUCUACCGUAGACUACCCGCAGCGAGCGACGCUGUACAGGACCCGGUGCGGCAGCCAAGAGUGCAGCCUACAGUGCAGGG
Messenger RNA from Schistocerca gregaria, 6102 nucleotides. RefSeq names its product cadherin-89D (gene Cad89D). Gene Ontology annotation, cellular component: plasma membrane. Gene Ontology annotation, molecular function: calcium ion binding. The transcript has 26 exons. Gene Ontology annotation, biological process: homophilic cell-cell adhesion. Lineage: Eukaryota; Metazoa; Arthropoda; Insecta; Orthoptera; Acrididae. Bases 162 to 6008 code for a protein of 1948 amino acids. The record is from RefSeq and is a predicted model, not a curated record.